GAAAUUUUUAUUAGCACAAAAUACUAAGCCCUUCAUCCAUCACUAUUCGCCAGGCAACAGUCGGCAGACGCCAUGGCUGGGGCUACCGGAGGCACAGGCUCGUCCAGUCCGUCACCUGCUCCUCCCGCUCCCAAAAUCCUCCUAGCCAAGCCUGGCCUCGUCACGGCCGGUUCAGUUCCCGGUAAGUUCGGCCGACCUGCAGGCACUGGCGCCGAAGACGAUGGCGUUUCGCUCCGUUCUCGUCUUCCGCCGCUCGCUUCUCUCAAUCUUCUCUCCGAUUCUUGGGAGUUCCACACCGAUCGCAUACUACCUUUUCUUACGGAUAAUACUGAGUUCACGGUGGUUGGGGUGAUUGGUCCACCUGGUGUGGGCAAGUCGACGAUCAUGAACGAGCUUUAUGGGUUUGAUGGAAGCUUAUCUGGAAUGCUACCACCUUUUGCGAUACAGUCAGAGGAGACAAGGGCAAUGGCAAGGCACUGUACUGUUGGCAUUGAACCAAGGAUAUCUGCUGAACGGAUUAUACUUCUUGAUACGCAGCCUGUAUUCAGUCCUUCUGUUCUAGCUGAGAUGAUGAGACCUGAUGGUUCAUCCACAAUUUCAGUUUUAAGUGGUGAAACUCUAUCUGCUGAGUUGGCUCAUGAAUUGAUGAGCAUUCAGCUUGGUGUUCUCCUAGCAUCCAUUUGUAACAUUUUGCUGGUGGUAUCAGAGGGAGUUCAUGAUAUUAACAUGUGGCGUUUGCUGUUGACGGUUGACUUGUUGAAGCAUAGUAUUCCUGACCCAUCAUCGUUAAGCUUUUCCCAUCUACAAAGCUCUAAUUUGGGAUCUGAAAAAGAAAACAAAGAUAAAGUUCAAGAAGGUGGGGAAGAGUAUUUGGCUGCAACUGUUUUUGUACAUACAAAGCUCAGAGAUGAGGAUCUUACCCCAUUUAAUUGUGUGCAAAUGAGGAAGGCACUUGCACAGUACUUCAGCUCUUCUCUAUUUAUGAGAAGAAAUUCUGGAAUGGCCAAAGAGCAUAUCAUUCCUUCUGCAUCUCUGAAGACCCACGACAAUGACUCACAAUCAACACCUCUAAAUCUAUUUGUAAUACCAUUUAAGAAUAAAGAUGACUCUGCAAGUGUUCAGUAUGAAAGCUAUAAUUCUAUGUUGUGGAAACUAAGAGAUCAGGUUUUAUCCAUGACUUGUCCAUCCUUCGCAAGGACUGUGUCUGAGCGUGACUGGCUAAAGAACUCCGCAAAGAUAUGGGACCUAGUGAAAAAGUCUCCCAUCAUUGCCGAGUAUAGCAAAACACUUCAAAGUUCAGGGAUGUUUAGGAGGUAGCUUCACUUCUAUUGUUUUCUCUUUGCCUAUUUUAAAGGAGAUGAUGUAGUCAGAUGGAUUGUGUAGUGUACUAGACUGGUCGUAGACUAUUCAUUUGAGUGUUCAUGUACCCUAUUUCCUCUUAAUGGAUUGAGCCCGACUGUUGUGAGGCUUGAUUAACUGGUGAGUUUUUCCUGAUUGUGAAUUAGCAAAUUGAGAGCCGAAUUCUUCCUCC
Malania oleifera is the source of this 1531-nucleotide messenger RNA. RefSeq lists its product as uncharacterized. Gene Ontology annotation, biological process: nuclear-transcribed mRNA catabolic process, nonsense-mediated decay. Bases 73 to 1317 code for a protein of 414 amino acids. NCBI's taxonomy places the organism in Eukaryota, Viridiplantae, Streptophyta, Magnoliopsida, Santalales, Ximeniaceae. The record is from RefSeq and is a predicted model, not a curated record. The transcript has 8 exons.